AGAGAGAGAGAGAGAGAGAGAGAGAGAGAGAGUACACGCGACGCGACUUUCUUUUUUGUCAAAGAGCGAGACGUUCGUGUCGCUUCUUUUUUCUGGCUGGAACUUUGACUUAAACUUUAUGUAGUUGUGUCUCCUCGCUGUGAAAUCCUUUGAGAUGGGAGACACCGCGGUUCCGCUCACCGGUGUAAAUGUAGUGGGGAACAGUGGGACCAAAAGCAGAUCUCUGGUUUCCACCAUGUCCACAUCAAGGCGAGGAGCAACAGUGAGCUUCCACAACAUCAAUUACAGCGUGAAGAUGAAGAGUGGAUUCCUCUGCAAGAGGAAGAUCACACAAAAAGACAUCCUCAUCGAUCUCAAUGGCAUCAUGAAGCCGGGACUGAACGCUAUACUGGGAGCGACUGGAAGUGGAAAAUCAUCUUUUCUGGAUAUCUUGGCUGCUCGUAAAGAUCCUGCUGGUCUGUCUGGUGAGGUUCUGAUAGACGGAGCUCCACAACCUCCAAACUUCAAAUGUUUGUCUGGAUAUGUAGUUCAGGAUGAUGUUGUGAUGGGGACGCUGACCAUUCGAGAGAAUCUUCGUUUCUCAGCAGCAUUACGACUUCCCAAAACAAUCAGUCAGCGAGAAAAAGACGAGAAAGUUGAGAGACUCAUUCAGGAGCUCGGAUUGAGCAAAGUAGCUGAUUCACGGGUGGGCACGCAGCUGAUUCGCGGAGUCUCGGGUGGAGAGAGGAAGAGGACGAAUAUCGGUAUGGAGCUGAUCAUUGAUCCUCCGGUGCUGUUCCUGGAUGAACCGACAACGGGCCUGGACGCCAGCACGGCAAACUCUGUCCUCAAACUCUUGAAACGGAUGGGGAACAAUGGUCGUACCAUCAUAUUGUCCAUUCAUCAGCCGCGUUACUCCAUCUACAGGCUGUUUGACAGUCUGACGCUGCUGGCCGGAGGGCGACUGUUGUAUCACGGACCGGCUCAGAACGCUCUCAACUACUUCAGUGACAUCGGAUACACCUGUGAAGCUCAUAACAACCCUGCCGAUUUCUUCCUGGACGUCAUCAAUGGAGACUCGACGGCCGUCACGCUCAACAAGUUAAAUGACGGCGAGGAACUGGACCAGGAUCAGCUCACUUCAUCUCUGAAGGGAAUCCAGGAGCAUUUAGUGGAGGAAUACAAGAAAAGCUCAAACUACAAAGAAACUCAAGCUGAGGUCCAGAGGAUCAUUCAGGGUAAAGAUUACAGCACACGACCCAAAUCCAGAACCAUCACCUACAACAACUCCUUCUUUCAUCAAUUCAACUGGGUUCUCAAGAGGACCUUCAAGAACCUUCUGCUCAAUCCUCAGACUUCAAUCGCUCAGAGUUUGGUGAUGGUUUUUCUGGCUCUGGUUGUUGGAGCGAUCUUCUUUGAUUUAAAAACUGAUGGAAGUGGAACUCAGAACAGGAUGGGUGUUCUGUUCUUCAUCACAACCAAUCAGUGCUUUAGUUCUCUAUCCUCAGCCGAGCUUUUCAUCACAGAGAGGAAACUGUUUGUACACGAGUACAUCAGUGGAUACUACAGAGUCUCCGUUUACUUUCUGACCAAGAUCCUGUCGGACAUCCUCACACUACGAACCAUUCCAGCUGUAAUCUUCAGCUGUGUGGUGUACUGGAUGUUAGGACUGAAAGCAACGGCCGAGGCAUUCUUUAUUUUCUUCUUCUCUGUUAUUAUGGUGGCGUACACGGCCACAUCCAUGACUCUGGCCAUUUCUGCAGAUCAGACAGUGACGGCCAUCGCAAACAUCUUCAUGACCAUCGCCUUUGUGUUUAUGAUGAUCUUUUCUGGGCUGUUGGUGAAUCUGACCACCAUUGCUGCUUGGUUAAACUGGUUAAAAUAUUUCAGUAUUCCUCGCUACGGUCUGACUGCUCUGCAAAUUAACGAGUUUAGGGGACUUCAAUUUUGUGACACAGGAAACAUGACCCUUGUAGAAAUGUGUACUACAGGAGAGAUGUUUCUACAGCAGCAGGGCAUUGAUUAUUCUGAAUGGGGUUUGUGGCAAAACCAUUUGGCUCUGGGCAUCAUGAGCAUCAUCUUCCUCAUUAUUGCUUAUCUUAAACUGCGCUUUAUCAAGAAAUUUACAUAAACACACACAAAUCUUCUUAUUUAAUAGCGGCAUCUGAUCAGAUUUAUAGCAGGUUAUUUUAUAUUACACUGGAUUUGGGUUGCUGUCAGAACUGUGUAACUAUUAUGCUCAUAUCUGAUAAUUAUGAAUAUUACCAUAGAAACUCUUCACCAAUCAUCUUGACUGCUCAGGUAUUGAAUGAAAGCUUUAAAUCUUUUGUCUAUGCACACAGUAAAUAAGGGUUGUGUUCAGGAGUCACUCCAGUUUAACAAAAAAGUUUGUUUUAUGCACUAUAGCUGUUGAAAAUAUUUCUGAAGUUUCUUUUUAAUAUUGUUAGUGUUUCAUAAUUAAUCUUAUAAUAGUGUUUAAUAGAAAAAAAAACUAAAAAUAAUGUUCAAGUUUAAUAAAAAUGUCAUUUUGAACAAAAAACAUUUUUGGACUGAAGUUUAUUCAUCUUGUUUAACAUUCAGCCGAUGUGACCUUAGAAACCGACACACACAUAAAUCAGACAUGACCUGUGUGUCUGUGUUAAAGAAGUCAUGAACUAAAAAAUACCUCAACAUUUUCUCACAAGUUUAAAAAACAGCAAAAUGCUUUGUCAGAUUUUGUCUCUACAAUAAACCUUAGUAGAAGAUCAACAUUUAUAGUGCACAAGUCUUGACAUGCACAGUUGACCUUUUAGUCAUAAUCUGUUUUUCAUUUUUUGUAGACUUUUGUAAACGUGAACUGUAUUGAUAAAUUGCUAAAUGGGAAUAAUGAAUGUGUGAAGUGUUAGAUGACUGUAUAAGACGUGUUGAGUGAUUAUUUAGUUUAACGUUGCACAAAAAUAUAUCAGGAUGUCCAUCAGGAAAAAUGUGAUGACUUUUUUGAACCUUUUUAUUCCCAACUGUAUUUGUACUGUAAAUAUAUAUAACACAAUGUGUGUACAAUUUAACAGAAAAAAAUAAAGGUAUAAAUGUCCUCUCAA
This is a messenger RNA of Paramisgurnus dabryanus, 3056 nucleotides long. It is a transcript of the gene abcg2a, whose product is annotated as ATP-binding cassette, sub-family G (WHITE), member 2a. Gene Ontology annotation, biological process: transmembrane transport. The record is from RefSeq and is a predicted model, not a curated record. Gene Ontology annotation, cellular component: plasma membrane. Gene Ontology annotation, molecular function: riboflavin transmembrane transporter activity; ATP hydrolysis activity; ATP binding. NCBI's taxonomy places the organism in Eukaryota, Metazoa, Chordata, Actinopteri, Cypriniformes, Cobitidae.